This is a messenger RNA of Anolis sagrei ordinatus, 8640 nucleotides long. It is a transcript of the gene ZNF687, whose product is annotated as zinc finger protein 687. The record is from RefSeq and is a predicted model, not a curated record. Lineage: Eukaryota; Metazoa; Chordata; Lepidosauria; Squamata; Anolidae.
GCGAUGAUUGGCGUCCCUGCGAACCAAUGGGGCUUGAGAAAAACGGGGGGCGCCUCGCGAUGCAGCCAAUGCGCGUGGAGGUGGGGGCUCUCCGAAGCAGGAAGCGGCCCGAGGAAAGGGGAGGCCGCUCCCCGGAGUAGGGCUUGUGGAGACGCUGGGAAGCCAAGCUGGGACCGGGCCCCGACCCCGCAGGGAGGACGGAGCCUCGCAGAUCCUUCUGAAAUCUCCGCCAUGGGGGACAUGAAGACCCCGGAUUUUGACGACCUUUUGGCUGCCUUCGACAUUCCGGAUAUCGACGCCAGCGAGGCCAUCCACUCCGGUCAAGAGGAAACGGAGGCCCACAUCAAGCCUAUCCCAGCAGAGCCAGCGGUCCCUGAGCACAACCUCCCCCAUGUUGACAUCACCACUGUCAGCGUCAUCGUGAAGAAUACGGUCUGCCCUGAGCAGCUGGAACCUGUGGAUGGGAGGGUCAAGGACCCCCACGCCACCGCCGGCCCACGGCUGCUCCAAAACGGCUUUGCUGCGUCCGAGGUGCCGCAUGCCUCUCCUGCCCGCCCAGCGGAAGCAAUACCCCCCGCCAACGGAGAGUGUUGGGCACCGAAAGAGAAGACGGCAGCCAAAAGCCUCGAUCUCUUCUCCCACUUUGGACCCAAUCCUCACGGGGACGAUAACGCGGAGGCCAACCUCAUUGACCAGCCGCACGAAUGCAAACCCAAGGACAAGACCCUCGCGGUGCCUCCCCUCUCCCCGGCCCCUGUACUUUCGGCCGCCCCGCCUUUAGAGCGCCACGAAUCCGUCCAGGAGGGUCCUGGGCCACUCACGCCACCCUUCCCUCCAUCAUUGGAUGCCUGUACGACGGGUGGGCCGGGUCUUCCUCUCAAUCCUCCUCCACCGCUGCCGCCUCUUCCAGUCAUCAAGCAGGAAGCCGACGGCGAGGCGUCCUGCUUGGGAGGCAGUUCGUUGGGCCGUCCAAAAUCAGGCUCCGUUUCCUAUUCCGCAGACGAUUCCCCCGUGGCACCGUGGACUGCUUCAGACAGCAACCUCGGCGGGCCCCACGACAACGAUGCCGAAGUCAAGCGUUCCCCCUCCAGCCCACCAAAUAAGCUCUUCAAAAGCUCUCCCGGUGCUUCUGCCUCGCCGAAACCUCUCCCCGGCAAUCCGGCCUUGAAGGAAGAGCCUGUCGAGAAGCCCGUGCUGUGUACGUCCAGCGGGGAGGAGGGGAUGGAGGAGGAAGAGGAGAACGCAGACGAGAGCGAUGGGUCUCCCUCAUCCAAUUCUUCACGGCCCUUGAGGGUGAGGAUUAAGAUCAUCAAGACGUCUUCCGGAAACAUCACCAGGACGGUUACGAGGGUGUCUUCGGAUUCGGAUCCCGGAGCGGCCAAGGCGUUAUUGGAGAGUGAUUCCCCAGAAGUGACGGUCACCGCCGGCGACGAAUCCACGCUUCCUCCCUUAGCAGAGAAGGAGGAGUCCCCCAGCCCCAAAGCCGUGCCCACCAGCCCCGUGAAGGUCGUUGAAGGUCCCAAAAUCGUCAGCGUGCAACUUGGCGACGGGACCAAGAUCAAAGGGACGGUGCUGCCCGUCUCCACCAUCCAGAACGCCAGCAGCGCCAUGCUGAUGGCUGCCAGCGUGGCCCAGCAGAAGGCCGUGGUCCUGCCCAGCAAAGCCGUGGCCAAGAACAUCAUCAGCUUGGUCCCGCAGGCCUUGCCCAAAGUUGCCGAAGCGCGGACUGCGCCGGGCCAGCAGUCUCCUGGCGCGAACCAGAAAGUCAAUGGCACCACGGUGGUGGUGAUGCAACCCCAAAAGUCCGUACCUGCCGUCGCCGGGACGGUCAUCUCCCGCAGCCAGUCCAGCCUGGUGGAGGCCUUCAACAAGAUCCUGAACAGCAAGAACCUCCUGCCUACCUACAAACCCAACCUGGUCCCGCCGGCGGAGUCCAGCCUCUCCCUGCCGCCUCUGGGGUUCCGCUGCCUCGAGUGCGGGGACGCCUUCGCCCUGGAGAAGAGCCUGGCUCGGCACUACGACCGGCGCAGCAUGCGCAUCGAGGUGACCUGCAACCACUGCACCAAGCGCCUGGUCUUCUUCAACAAGUGCAGCCUCCUCCUCCACGCCCGCGAACACAAGGACAAAGGGCUGGUCAUGCAAUGCUCUCAUCUAGUCAUGCGCCCUAUCGCCCUGGACCAGAUGAUCGGGCAGCCCGACAUCAUGCCGCUGGCCUCCUUGGCCUCCCUUAGCACCAACAAGGCGGCCGCCGUAGCCUCCGCCGCCAUGACGCAAGAGGCCCUGGCAGUGGCUGCCUCCGCCACCGGCGUGGCUUCCUCUCAGGACUUGCCGGUCUUACCUUUGAACGGUGGCACGGAGCCGGCGACCACCAACUCGUGCCAGUGCCUGGAGUGCAAGGAACAGUGCAAGGAUAAGGCCGGCCUUGCCGCUCACUUCCAGCAGACCGCCUCUUCCACCUCCACGGUCUGCAGCACCUGCCCCAUGAUCAUGCCCAACCGCUGCAGCUUCAGCGCCCACCAGCGCAUGCACAAGAGCCGCCCGCCCCACGUCUGCCCCGAGUGCGGGGGCAACUUCCUCUUGGCGAACUUCGAAGCUCACCUCAAGGACGCCUGCCUCCAUUUCUCCCGAAGGAUCGGCUACAGGUGUCCGAGCUGCUCGGUCGUGUUUGGAGGGGUCAACUCCAUCAAGUCCCACAUCCAGGCCUGCCACUGCGAAGUCUUCCACAAGUGCCCCAUCUGCCCCAUGGCGUUCAAGUCGGCCCCCAGCGCCAACGCCCACAUUUUCACCCAGCACCCCGGCUUCGGCACCCAGUUGCCCAAGCUGAUCUACAAGUGCGCCAUGUGCGACACGGUCUUCACCCACAAGCCCCUGCUCUCCUCCCACUUUGACCAGCACCUGCUCAACCAGAGGGUGAGCGUCUUCAAGUGCCCCGACUGCCCUCUCCUCUUCGCCCAGAAGCGGACGAUGAUGGAGCACCUCAAGAAAUCCCAUCCGCCCCAGAAGCCCAAAGAAGAGCCUACCAAGAAGCUGCCUGCUGCCGCUCCUGCUGCCCCUGUUGCUCCUGCUCUGACCCCCAAGCAAGAACCCAUCGAAGAGCCCCCUCCACCCUCCGCCGCCAAGGUCUCAGAUUCCUCGCCCUCCUCUUCGUCUGAAGACGAGGAGCCGCCCAGCUCCCCUGAGGUGCGCAAGGCCAAGAGGGGCCGCUUCCAGCAACGGAGAACCGGGGCCAGCGGACGCUCGCGCAGCAACGGCUGGACCUGCGGCAUCUGCCACUCCUGGUUCCCCGAGCGGGACGAGUACGUCGUCCACAUGAAGAAGAUCCACGGGAAGUGCGUGAAGAAGUUUCCCUGCCACCUCUGCGAACGCUCCUUCUGCUCGGCCCCCAGCCUCCGGAGGCACGUCCGGGUGAACCACGAGGGCAUCAAGCGCGUCUACCCCUGCCGGUACUGCACGGAAGGCAAGCGUACCUUCAGCAGCCGCCUGAUCCUGGAGAAGCACAUCCAGGUGCGCCACGGCAUCAAAGUGACUGACGACACCCAGAGCCAGGAGGUACUCCUCACCCGCUCAGGACCCAGGAACCUGCAGGCGUCGCUCCGGAAGCGCAAGCUCUCCUCGGACGAAGGGGACUCCUGCAGCGAGGAGCCGGACAGCACCACCCCGCCUUCCAAGACCCACAAAGGCGACCGGAAGCCCCCCUUCACCUGCCGCAAGUGCGGCUACGCGGCUUCCUCGGCGGCCGACUUCCAGGAGCACAUCCCCCAGCACCGGACAGGCGAGAGCGCCCACCAGUGCCGGGAGUGCGGGCUGUGCUUCACCUCGCAGGUCUCCCUCAACCGCCACCGCUUCAUCACCCACAAGAAGAAGCGGGGGGCCGGGCCGGGCUCCGAUCCCCCAGAGGAGGACCCCCCGACUCCUGGCGAGGGCCGGCUCUCCUGCACCGUCUGCGGUAAGGCCUUCGACACCGAGCUCAACCUCAAGACUCACUUCCGCACCCACGGCAUGGCCUUCAUCAAAGCCCGGCAGAACGUCGGGGCGGAGAAUUAAACCGGGGCAAACCCGAUCCAGACGUUGGAGGGCGGCGGUCCUAUCCUCACUCUCAUUUUGACGCCGAGUGAUGGCAGAGAGGUUGGAAUCGGGGAACGAACAAACAGCCAGGAACGAGGGCCUUAUUUAUAACGUUCAAUUUGCCUCUUCCAACGAAAGUCUCGUCUGACGGGUUUCGGUUCCGUAUUUGGUUUCCAAAGGGCUGAAACUAUUCCGGGGGCAAACGGAAACCCCACGUACGAGGAUGUAGACCUCCAAGGACCGGGAUAUGGAUCUCCCCGUGCGGGGAAGUUUGUGAAUCACUGUAAAAGGCGGGAGGUUUGUUCUUCCUUCUGGGGUUUGUUCAUUCAUCCUUUUUAAAAAUUUCUUCCUUCGUUUGUUCUUUUCCUAGCACACCGUAGCAUUAACCAGGCACUAGGUUUGAGCGGAGUUCUCUCUUUUCUCGCCAAGGUUUGAUUCCUCCCAGAGAUAGGUGUCUUGCUCCCAUCCUCUCCGUCUUCCUCCAAUUUCAAAGUCUGUGUUUCAGUUACCUUCCUUUCCACAGAAUCAUGGGUUGUCUUCUUCCCUUCCUGGGCCGGAGCAAUUGCUCCCCACCAACCGACGGGUGCUUUUUCUAUGUGCUUCCGGUGCUUUCCAAGCCAUUCCAAAGGCAUAUUAGAGUCAGUGGCAUAAAGGUAGUCUCGUUCUGAGGAGAGCGAGUAGGCCGAAGCCUGUUAAGAGUCCUGAGGAGUGUGAGGUAAACCUCAGUGUGAGAAAAGCUUUGGUGAGAGGCAGAACGACUCCUUAAUGACUCCUUAAAAACAAUAACAGCUUUGGUAGUCACCCUGAAGACUGUGAGGUAAAACUCAGUGUGAGAGAAGCUUUGGUGAGAGGCAGAACGACUCCUUAAAAACAACCACAGCUUUGGUAGUCAUCCUGAGGAGUGUGAGGUAAACCUCAGUGUGAGAGAAGCUUUGGUAAGAGGCAGAACGACUCCUUAAAAAAAUUACAUUUUGGUAGUCAUUCAAAGGAGUGCAAGGUAAACCACAGUGUGAGAAAAGCUUUGGUGAGAGGUAGAACGACUCCUUAAUGACUUCUUAAAAACAGUCACAGCUUUGGUAGUCAUCCUGAGGAGUGUGAGGUAAACCUCAGUGUAAGGGACGCUUUGCUGAGAGGCAGUAUGACUCCUUAACGACUCCUUAGAAAGAAUCACAACUAUGGUAGUCAUCCUGAGGAGUGUGAAGUAAACCUCUGUGUAAGAGAAGCUUUAGUGAGAGGCAGAACAACUCCUUAAAAAAAAUUACAGCUUUGGUAGUCAUUCUGAGGAGUGUGAGGUAAACCUCAGUGUGAAAAAAGCUUUGGUGAGAGGCAGAACGACUCCUUAACGACUCCUUAAAAACAAUGACAGCUUUGGUAGUCACCCUGAAGAGUGUUAGGUAAACCUCAGUGUGAGAAAAACUUUGGUGAGAGGCAAAACGACUCCUUAAAAACAAUCACAGCUUUGGUAGUCAUCUUAGGUAGUCAUUCUGAGGAGUGUGAGGUAAACCUCAGUGUGAGAGAAGCUUUGUUGAGAGGCAGAACCACUCCUUAACGACUCCUUAAAAACAAUCACAGCCUUGGUAGUCAUUCUGAGGAGUGUGAGGUAAACCUCAGUGUGAGAGAAGCUUUGGUGAGAGCCAGAACGACUCCUUAAAAACAUUCACAGCUUUGGUAGUCAUUUUCGGAAGCAUUCUUUCCUGACAUUUCGCCCACAUCUGUGGCAGGCAUCACAGAGAAUGCUUCCGGAACAUGGCCAGACAGCCUAGAAAACACACAACAACCUAUGUUAUGGUGCUUACAUAUUUAUUCUUUCCUCCCCCCAUUCCCAACUGGGAAAAUGCCAAAGCUGGGCCUUUGGAAGGUUGGUGGACUCCAGUUCCCAUUAUCCUUCCUCGCUCUGCCCAGAAUGGCCGAAUCCGACGGUACUUGGAGUCCACCCGACUGUUUUUCAGUCUUUUGUUUUGGAAAUGCAGCUUCUUGAAUCAUGUUCUGACAAAUCCCGCUUCCAGAUCAUGCUGUCAAUCUUUACCAAUCAUGAUAUCGAUCUUCCGCCCGCUUACCGCUCCGAUUUGGACCCAUCUUCAGGGAUGGAAUUAUGUCUCGUCUUCCAAACAGUCUCCUGACUGGCAAAACAUUCCUAGAUUGCAAAGCCCACAAUCUGCUGGAAACGGCAGCUUGUUUCUCUUCUUUUCCUUCCUUCCUUCCUUCCUUCCUUCCUUCCUUCCUUCCUUCCUUCCUUCCUUUUUAAAUACAUAGUGCAAACGGAGGAUCCCGAAGCUCCUGAUACCUGUUCCGGUGCUUGAAAUCAUGUCUGUUCUCUAUUGAUUUGGAUCAGGAUGGAGAGAGGCUCCUCCUUGUUGUAGUCACUUGAAUAUUUGUUUUUUCUUGGUUUUGUUUUUUGGGGUUCUUUGGGGUGUUUGUCACAUUAACCAAGUAUACACUUCAAAAACAAAAUUUCGAGUCCGACGACGGUUGUUUUCUUUGCGGAGAGCAAAGGGAGUUGUGUCUUAUUUUGACUCGUUUGGCAUAAAGAUCUGUUUGGAGAGUCCAACCAAAUGGGGACGGACUAUAACUCCCAAAUUAAUCAAGGCCGGGGAUUGUCGUCCAAGACCUCGAGGAAGAAAAGCGGGCGAAUUCGUGAGAGGCAGAACGACUCCUUAAAAACAACCACAGUUUUGGUAGUCAUCUUAGGUAGUCAUUCUAAGGAGUGUGAGGUUAACCUCAGUGUGAGAGAAGCUUUGGCGAGAGGCAGAACAACUCCUUAACGACUCCUUAAAAACAGUCACAGCUUUGGUCGUCAUUCUAAGGAGUGUGAGGUAAACCUCAGUGUGAGAGAAGCUUUAGUGAGAGGCWGAACGACUCCUUAACGACUCCUUAAAAACAGUCACWGCUUUGGUAGUCAUCUUAGGUAGUCAUUCUGAGGAGUGUGAGGUUAACCUCAGGGUGAGGGAAGCUUUGGUGAGAGGUAGAAUGACCCCUUAAUUACUCCUUAAAAACAGUCCCAGCUUUGGUAGUCAUCUUAGGUAGUCAUUCUGAGGAGUGUGAGGUUAUCUUCAGGGUGAGAGAAGCUUUGGUGAGAGGUAGACUGACCCCUUAAUUACUCCUUAAAAACAGUCACAGCUUUGGUAGUCAGGUAGUCAUUCUGAGGAGUGUGAGGUAAACCUCAGUGUGAGAGAAGCUUUCAUGAGAGGCAGAACGAUUCCUUAAUUACUCCUUAAAAACAGUCACAGCUUUGGUCGUCAUUCUAAGGAGUGUGAGGUUAACCUCAGGGUGAGGGAAGCUUUGGUGAGAGGUAGAAUGACCCCUUAAUUACUCCUUAAAAACAGUCACAGCUUUGGUAGUCAUCUUAGGUAGUCAUUCUGAGGAGUGUGAGGUUAACUUCAGGGUGAGAGAAGCUUUGGUGAGAGGCAGAACGACCCCUUAAUUACUCCUUAAAAACAGUCACAACUUUGGUAGUCAGGUAGUCAUUCUGAGGAGUGUGAGGUAAACCUCAGUGUGAGAGAAGCUUCAGUGAGAGGCUGAACGACYCCUUAACAACUCCUUAAAAGCAAUCACAGCUUUGGUCGUCAUCCUGAGGAGUGUGAGGUAAACCUCAGUGUGAGAGAAGCUUCGUUGAGAGGCAGAACGACUCCAUCACAGCUCCUUUAAAACAACCACAGUUUUUGUAGUAAUCUUAGGUAGUCAUUCUGAGGAGUGUGAGGUAAACCUCAGUGUGGGAGAAGCUUUGGUGAGAGGCGGAACAACUCCUUAACGACUCCUUAAAAACAGUCACAGCUUUGGCAGUCAUUCUGAGGAGUGUGAGGUAAACCUCAGUGUGAGAGAAACUUUGGUGAGAGGCAGAAUGACUCCUUAAAAACAAUCGCAGCUUUGGUAGUCAACUUAGGUAGACAUUCUGAGGAGUGUGAGGUAAACCUCAGUGUGAGGGAAGCUUUGGUGAGAGGCAGAACAACUCCUUAACAACUCCUUAAAAGCAAUCACAGCUUUGGUAGUCAUCCUGAGGAGUGUGAGGUAAACCUCAGUGUGAGAGAAGCUUUGGUGAGAGGCAGAACGACUCCUUAACUGACGUUUCGCCCACAUCCAUAGAUGUGGGCGAAACGUCAGGAGAGAAUGCUUCUGGAACAUGGCCAGACAGCCCGGAAAACUCAUAGCAACCCAGAUGAUGUCAUCCUUUUCUUUCAAUUCUUCCAACACCUCUUUGGACUUGGCUCCUUCUCCCCCCUCCAUUUUUUAAAAAAUAUUGACAAAAUUUCCCAAAAAAAUAUUAAAUAGUGUAAAUGAUGUUUCAUAGAAAUUUCUAUUGGGGGACAAGAGGCCGCUGCUUUGUAAUUAUUCGUGGCUGAAUUUACGACCCUCCCGCCCCUCGCACUCCAGUGCCUUUAGGUCUAUAUAUAUAUAUAAAUAUAUAUAUCUUGUGGGGUUUUCUUUUUGUUGUAUGGUUUUUAACGGGAGAGAAAAAGAGACAAUGGAUCCUGUAUCUCUGUUUUCUAACCUGGGAGGGGCGGGCAAGUGGGGACAAACUGUGAACCGAAUGAUUAUGCGACAUUAUUAAAGAAAAGAAUUAGUCACUGGAUAAAAAAA